AUGUCUGGUGUUUUAGGCCCAGCAUCGAUGCCAUCCACCUCCCCUGCAUCCGUGGUGCAAGCGAUCAACUCAACCAUCUCACAGACCUCCGGAAAUACACUCCUUCCUUCGCCACGCGAACUACUCUCACUUCCACUCCGCGCCCUACACCAUGCGGAAACAUUUGCCUUCAACACCGUUCCACAACAUAUUGCCCGACUGGCUGGGAUAGAGAAUAUCAGUCUGAAUCUAUGGCCAACUGCUGCGCCAGAGACCGGGCAAAAUAUCGCACACGAAGCCUUGAAUGCCGCCGCAGAGAUCGCGGCCGGUGCUCCCGAGGUGGUGGAACAGGUGGAGAACUGGUACCUGGCGGAACUCACGUCAACGAUGCGGAAAGUCGGUGGCUUCUUUGGGUAUUUGACCAGCAUAUGGUCUUUUGCAUGCUUGGUAGAGGCCUUAAUCCUGAACCGAAUCACCAUCUACGCAUCUACGCGCCGACACCUACAACUGGGAUGGGAGAGACGCCUUGCUAUGCGCAUCAUUCCUAUCGUUCUUUUUCUCUCGCAGAUAUUGUCCUUGACCCGUGGAAUCCGGUGCCAAACCUCCCCUGACUUUUCGGCAAUGCGCUAUGGGAGACCAGGGAAGCCGUUAGUGUUUGACUACGCAACUGGCGGGGGCUCAUUGCACUGGCUCGCAUCGAGCCUCUUGCCAUGGGAAUCCGAUGAGCAAGCUUGCAGUGCUGUGAAUAUGAUGCGAACGGAAACUGCUCAGACCAUUCCAUAUGGAUCCUUCGCGCUUCUAUGGCCGGUUUUCAUCAUCUUAUGCCUCAGCCAUUUUGUGGAAACCCUUUCUUGCGCACUACAAGGACGACCUGUUAUGACGGAGACAGGAAUGUCGAUUUUCGAACACUCCCUUGCCUUUGCGGAAGCCGAAUCUAUGAUCAGUAAAUCGAUUGGACUUGGCAUGUUUGGCCUUGCGAAACAAAAUCCCCUUACACAGGGUUCAACUGCAGAAAGUUCGGCAUCGCCUCUCCAAAUGCUAACUAGAGCUCAAGUUUUGGAGCGCAUGAACGUCACGCCGGAGCUUUUACUUAUUGUGUUGAUAUCGUGCUGCAACAGUUUGACAUCGCACAUCCUUGAAGUCUUUGGCAAACAAAGCCGAUACCGGCUUGCGAAUACUGCUGUCUGGGGGGCUUGCUUCAUGGCUGCCAUGUGCUGGGGAUUGGAGAGGGGCCCACCUAUAAGCCUCGACACCGGUGUCCUCAAAUUCCCAACUGUUUGCAUCGUCGGUUUCAUUCCUCAUUUACUUGUUCUAUUUGGGGUUUUGAUAUGCGUCACAAUCUAUGGAUUGGCUUUGACUAUCACUGCAUUCUCUUUGGCACCCGAGGGAAACCGUACCCUCACUCUCCGAGAGAAAUUUAUGGUGGCCAACGAAAACAUGCAGGGGGCCAGCCAGAUUCGUAACAUCCGUUUCAACCGACAUGAGGAUUUCUACACCACUUUGCUGCGCGUUGGCUAUGUGGCGUUAACGGCUGCGAGUGAAGCUGUCUUCUUGAAUGAAGGCAAGACGGUGAUCGCAAGGCAAAUGACUUGGCUAGAACAUGAUCGACUGGCCGAAAUCGAAGCCUCCCGACAGCGCAACUCGUCACGCGGAAACUGGGUCAGUGAGGGUGAGGGAACAACACCUUUUGACCCGACCAGGUUUGCUAGUUUUGAGUUGCCCGAUGACGCUUCAACCUGGGAAAGCGGAUACGGACGAGAGAAGAAGAUCGAGAAGCCAAAGAAUGGCUCACGAGCGACACAGUCCCAAGCUGAACUUGGAGGUGUUGGCGCCGUCCGGUCUUCCGUCCGAUUAUGGCAUGGUUUUUCUUUCUUCCGCGCCAUAUUCUCGCUCAUUGCGCGUUGGGUUGCCUGUGGUUUCAGUAGAUUGCUUGACCGUAUGGGUAUCCACUCUCGGCCACAGUGGUUGAAACGAUUGGCAGGGUCGCGUCAAAACCGAAAGGCUGCCAAAAUUUCCUCGCCAGAAUUUUUAGACUUCUGGAUCCUCACCGAUGAUGGAGUGCUUCAACUUCCAGAGAACCAUGAUUUCGACGUCGAAUUAGAAAUGAGGAAGCAAGAGAGCUCCAGCCGACAACGAUGGGAACUACCUGAUGAGAGCCGACUGGAAGAGAAAAUGUACCGGUGGUGGAAGGUUGGUGGGUCCUGGGGUAAUCAAGAUCAUACUCCGGAUUACAAACCUCCUCUUUACGAAGACGACUUGACCAGUGUCGUAUCAUUUUCCACCAACGCCUCCGAGUCCGAAUGGGAAGAUUACCCAUCUGAUGGUCGCCGGACCCCCACUCAAUCCAAUCCCCAUGGGUUCUCUCGGGAGAAUUCACCCCUUCAAGAUUCCCACCUGGAUAUGGGAACGUUUGCUCGUCUCCUUGACCCUCGUGACCGUGAGAGCAGAGAAGAAGCACGCAUCCUUGCUGCCCACCUCACCCCGGGACGCGAGAACCGCAUCAUGACCCGCAGUCAAUAUCGAAAGCAGGUAGAACUGGAUAGAUCCCGUGUCCUGCUUUCCUCCCGUGUUCAUCACGCCGGCUCUAGGGCAACUGCCGAAAAGCACAAACCAAACCCCGAAGAAGAAACCGAGUUGCUGGAGCAUCUGAUCAUUUCUCGGCGCUCAGAAACUGCACCUACUGGCGACGUCCACAGCUGGGAAGAGGGUGCCAUGGGAUUGGGUCCAAAUGGACCGCCCUGUGUGGUUUGUCAGACAAGCCCUCGGUCUGUUAUUACCUGGCCAUGUCGUUGCCUUUGCAUUUGUGAAGAUUGUCGUGUUAGUCUGGCUAUGAAUAAUUUUGGAAGCUGUGUCACUUGUCGUCAGGAUGUGACUGGUUUCAUGCGUCUAUGGGUUCCUUGA
Molecule: messenger RNA, 2880 nt
Organism: Penicillium verhagenii
Lineage: Eukaryota; Fungi; Ascomycota; Eurotiomycetes; Eurotiales; Aspergillaceae
Product: putative ubiquitin-protein ligase (Asi3)
Exons: 2
Coding region: 1-2880 (959 amino acids)
Biological process (GO): protein ubiquitination; ubiquitin-dependent protein catabolic process
Molecular function (GO): ubiquitin protein ligase activity
Source: RefSeq, a predicted model, not a curated record